AUGAGUGGACCUUUUGAUAAGAAGAUUAGCAGCAUUUUGACUGACCUUUCCAGUUGCCAUGCAGGCACUAAAGACUCCCCGACACUUCCUGAAUCGUCUAUCACGGACUUGGGAUACUACAGUACCUCGCAGAAUCAACAUGAAUAUUACCCCAGCCAGGCUUAUGCUCAGCCUAUGAAUCCUUAUGCAUACCACCCCCAAUUUAACUUCAAUGGGAUGGGGGCGACGGGGACAUUCUCCCCCAAAUCUGACUAUCCUUACAGCACUUCAUAUCGGCAAUAUGGAUCUUUCCGGGACCAGCAGCUACCGAGCCAAGAAACAGUUUCAGUGAAGGAAGAACCUGAACCUGAAGUGCGGAUGGUCAACGGAAAACCGAAAAAGAUCCGAAAGCCUCGCACCAUUUACUCCAGUUACCAGCUGGCUGCUUUGCAGAGAAGAUUCCAAAAGGCGCAGUACCUGGCUUUGCCAGAGAGGGCAGAGUUGGCUGCACAACUUGGACUGACCCAGACUCAGGUCAAAAUAUGGUUCCAGAACCGGAGGUCUAAAUUUAAGAAAUUGUACAAAAAUGGAGAGGUCCCCUUGGAACACAGCCCAAAUAACAGUGACUCCAUGGCUUGCAAUUCUCCACCAUCUCCCACCCUCUGGGACAGUAAUACUCAUAAUAACCCAGCCACCAGGAGCCAAAUCCCCCAGCCACUCUCUUAUAUCUCUCCCUCAAGCUACCUGGAAGAUCAGAAUUCUUGA
Molecule: messenger RNA, 744 nt
Organism: Thamnophis sirtalis
Lineage: Eukaryota; Metazoa; Chordata; Lepidosauria; Squamata; Natricidae
Gene: DLX3
Product: distal-less homeobox 3
Biological process (GO): embryo development; epithelial cell differentiation; regulation of transcription by RNA polymerase II
Molecular function (GO): DNA-binding transcription factor activity, RNA polymerase II-specific; RNA polymerase II cis-regulatory region sequence-specific DNA binding
Source: RefSeq, a predicted model, not a curated record